Chironomus riparius is the source of this 447-nucleotide messenger RNA. The record is from the annotation of a GenBank genome assembly. Lineage: Eukaryota; Metazoa; Arthropoda; Insecta; Diptera; Chironomidae.
GUCAUAGCUUAUUUCCCUUCAUUAAAAUAAAAUAAAAGAAUAGAAAUAAAAAUAAACUCUUAUUUGGCUGUUUACAGAAUUGAUUAUGCUACAAUUAGUAAAAAGUGUGGGGUCAUUUUUGCAAAGAUCCACACAUGUACUUUGCAACACAUCUUUAAUAACUUCUAAUGCAUUGGCUAUUGAACCUAAUACAGCUUGGAGUAAAGUUUUUUUAAGAACAAACAUCAGAAAUAAUUUUCCUCGAGCCAGAGAAGGUAAACGAGUAAAGGUUCAUGGAUGGAAAACACGCCUGAGUACUUUAAAUGGCAAACAAAUAUUAUGGAGGAGAAUACUGAAAGGAAGACAUGUUUUAAGUCACUAAGCAAAAAGUUAUUUUAAUUUCUCUUCUGUAUUUAUUCGGUAAUAAAGAGAAAAAUAAAUUUUAGCAAUUAGAGUAUGUAUAAUAUG